Messenger RNA from Pezoporus flaviventris, 5228 nucleotides. It is a transcript of the gene IL31RA, whose product is annotated as interleukin 31 receptor A. The transcript is spliced from 16 exons. The record is from RefSeq and is a predicted model, not a curated record. Gene Ontology annotation, biological process: cytokine-mediated signaling pathway. NCBI's taxonomy places the organism in Eukaryota, Metazoa, Chordata, Aves, Psittaciformes, Psittacidae. Gene Ontology annotation, molecular function: cytokine binding; cytokine receptor activity. Gene Ontology annotation, cellular component: signaling receptor complex; external side of plasma membrane. The coding region runs from base 171 to 2786 and encodes 871 amino acids.
UGGAAUCAGAGAAUACAGAGGAUGCUCAUCGAGACAACAAACUCUUGGAAAGUAGAAACAUAAAGACCAUUUUAGAUGAUUGUGUCCUCUGCUGCUGAAUAAAAGGGGCUAAUGUUCUGUUUAGAGUAAUAGGAUAGGAGCAUUUCCUGCCCAUAGUUACUGAAAAGGAAAUGUUCAGCUGUGUGAUUUUGAUGUUCGUCCUGCUCUGCAGCUCUAUAGCAGAUGAAAACUCUGUCGGAGAUGCUGACAUUUUCCCUUCAGCUCCUGAAAUUGAAAGAGGAUCCACCCUGAAACUAUUUUGUGUACUCGGAAAGCACUACACACCUCACAGAAAUGCAAGCCAUAUCAUCUGGAAACUGAAUCAUGAAUUGAUCACUGAGGAAAACUAUAACAUUGUGAACGAGACUGUGUCUAGUGUAACCAUCCAUAAUUUCACUUACAGCAAAGCUCAUGUGAAAUGUUUCAUUAAGUACUUGGGCAAGGAACAGCUUUUGGUUCACACGGAAGUUAAAUCUGGCUUUUCACCAGACACACCAGGAAAUAUUUCCUGCAUUUAUUACUUUGAUGUUGAACUUACCUGUACCUGGACUUCAGGAAGAGAAACUAAUCUUAGGACAAACUAUACUCUUUACCGAAAAUUGAUGACAGAAGGAAGUGUGACUCGUCCAAGUACAGUGGGCUUCUGUGAAAGCAAAAUGGAGUCAUGUUCAUUUUAUUAUCCAGAUACUCCGUAUAGUAGUUCUUUUUGUUUUCAGGUGAAAGCUGAGAAUGUUUUGGGUGAAGCCUCAUCAGGUUGUGUUCCUAUACCUAUGGAAAAAAUAGAGAAAUUUGAACCUCCUGAAAUACUUUCAGUUAAAAAAAUCACUGGUAUAAAGCAGUUGCUUACAGUAACCUGGAAAAUGCCUGAGAAGAUUAUCCCUUCACAAGAUUUAGUUUGCCAAGUUCAAUACAGAAACUUAUAUUCAAACUCUUUGGAAUUUAUCACUGUCCCACUGAAUUCUGCAGCGAAAAUAGGAUCAUGUAAUCUCACAGGUCUGUGGGACUCCACAGAAUAUUCAGUUGCCAUUCGGUGUAUCAGUGCUGUGUCAAUAUUCUGGAGUGAAUGGAGUAGAGGGAAAAGAGCAAACACAGAAGAGAAAGCUCCUUCAGAAAAAGUGGAUUUGUGGAGGGUAAUUGAGUCUUCACACCCAGCUGGAAGUAGAUCUGUACAUCUUAUGUGGAAGCCAUUAAACAGCUUUCCACCUUCUGGGAGAAUUCUAGGCUACAAAAUACAGUAUUUUCCAGAAAGCAAUGCUACCCUUAAAAUGACCAACAUCUCUACCAAUGAGAAGAUGAUUUUACUUUUAAAUGAAGAGGCAUAUAUAAUAUCUGUUACUGUCUAUAACUCUGCUGGAAAUUCUCCUGAAGCUGUUUUGAGGAUUCCAUCCACUGAUGAAAGACCUUCUCAGAUGAUUGAAACAGUGAGGACCUUUACGACAAGUGAAGAAUUGGUUGUGAAAUGGGUAGCCUUCAAACCAGAAGUAACUGAAUAUGUAGUGGAGUGGUAUGAGGAACUGGAGACAGAUCCUUUCAGUAGAUCAUGGCAAUAUGUAUCAAAUUCUACAGAAUGGAAAACUAACAAAAAAAACUUUAAACCAUUUGUAUGCUAUAACAUCUCAGUGUAUCCUCUCUAUGGAAAUAAAGUAGCAGCUCCAUAUUCCAUACAAACUUACAUUCAACAGAAGAAGCCAUCAGAAGGACCUGUGGCUGACACAGGCAUUCCAGGCAAAAAUGAAGUUACAAUAAAAUGGAACGAGAUUUCAAAGGAUAAAAGAAAUGGAUUUAUCAGUAACUAUACAAUAUUUUAUAAACCUGAAGAUGGAAAAGAAUUGAAUGAAACAGUGAAGUCUGAUGUUCUGCAAUACAAACUGAAGUCCUUACAGGCUGAUACGCAAUAUACUGUCUAUAUCAUGGCAAGCAAUGAAGCUGGUGGAACCAGUGGAGAGCCAAAAACCUUCAAGACUUUGAAAUUCAAUCAGGAAGAUGUUAUUUUCAUUGCUCUGCCUGUUGGAUUAAGCAUGUUGGUUCUGCUAGGCUUUUGGAUAACAUACAUUUUGAAAAAACAUGCGUUUAAAAAGGCUUGCUGGCCUGAUAUACCCAAUCCUGCAGAGAGCAUUGCAGUUGAAUGGCCUCUUGAUGCAUCUAUGAAUAAUUCAUUUUUGAAGGGAGUAACAACUGAGGCUAAAACCAUAGACUUUGAAGACAUAAGCGUUUUGGAACAUUGUUUUCCUGAAGACAGCCAGGAAGGAUCACUACUAAUGAAUUUUGAAAACCAUGUUUCUGCAUGUACUGAUACUAAUAUAAAAGGCAUGGUUAACAGAGGUAAAAAGAUACUGUAUAAUAAAGAAAAUGAAGUUGCUAAAUGUUUUUCACCAUCCAUGCCUUAUGUAAUUACUGAUCAAGAUAUCAGAAGUCAAACGCAUUCAGCCUUGAUACCAGUGAAAGAAAUCCAAUGCAUAGAAAAGCUGGAAGAUGGUGUAUGUGGAUCUCCUCAACAGACCUCAAUUAAAAAUGAAGAAAAUGAUCAUGAAGUUUUAAAGCUGAAAGAUUUCAGUGAAAAAGCACUGUUCAAUCCAUACCUUAAAAAUUCUGUUAAAACUAGAGAAUUUCUUAGUUCUGACAGCUUGCCAGAACACAGUAAGAAUGAACCCAAAAGUCAGUCAACUGUUUUACCUUCUUUUCACCAAAAUGUCGCUGGACAGGCCUACAUAACAGUGGACAUGUUUGGGCUGGACACAGCUCAUUAGCAUGAAGAAACUUUCCUUUGUAAAUUCCUCUUACAACAUAAUUGGGCACUGCUACUUGCAUGUGUAUGUGUAUUCUAACCUGGCUGGUCUCAGUUAAUUUGGGUGAAAACAACUUCCCUUGGACAGCUGUUAAGUAAUUUUUUGCCCUGUGUUUAUACCCAUGAAGGUUCACUUUUUGGUUUGGAGAGGGUUUUGUUUGUUUGGUUGGUUGUUUUUUACCAAAUAACUGUGCCAGUUGAGAGGCAAAGGAAGUGCCUUUUCCUAUUUCUUCUUAGUUCUCCCAUAUGAAUUUGCUGAAACAAACUCAUCUUUACUGUGGGAGCAUCUGGCAGUGCAAGCAGCUGACUGAUUUCCAGUUCUCAUGGCUGAGCUCUGCUAGGGAGACGUGGACUGACUUGAACACAGCCAGUUCUUGAACAGACCUAAAUUCUUCCUUAAGUUACACAGAGUAGAACUAUUUUCCUGUUCUUAUUUCCCUCAAUUGUUUUAUAUUUUGUUGUAUGGUAGCUUUUGGUAAUUGCCUUUAUGCAUCCUAACUCUUGAAUUGGUGGUUUGGCUCCUAGUUUCUCCUCUUUAAUGAGAGGAUAUUUGUUCUGUAUAUGCUGUUGACGUGUGUGCAUUUUGGAACAGGUAGUGUUAUGCUGGCUUUGUUUCUUCCUUCCCUUUCUUGUGUUACAUUUUGUGCUGCUUUUGUCUCUCCUGUUGUUUCCUGCCUUUUAAAACUCUGUUUACUGCAGGGUGUCUUGUUAUCUUUUUGCCCCUUCACCUAAUUUCCCCCAGAUUAAAACUGUUUCACAGUUGAGGUUUUGAUAGUUUGAAUUGAAAAAAUUCAGCUAAAUACAGCAUCUUGUGCUGGGAUAAGCACUGAGCUUAUAUUUAGGAAAUUAUUUUUCUGGGAGGUAUUGAAGAAACACUACCUCUACAAAAUAUCACCAGAUAACCUUUGAUUUAGGAGUAGAGAUUUUGACAUGAAGGCUGUAAGUCUGUCAUUUAUUUUAUGAUUUUGAUAAAUCAUAAUCCUUCUUGUAGUUUCCACACUAUACCGCAGCAAUUAAGCAGAAAACUCCCAUCACACUAAUUGUUUUUAUUUUUUCAUCAGGAAAGAGGAUAUUGCUGUAAAAUUCUUAUAAAAAUAUUUACUGUGUUAAAUGACAGGUUUUUUAAAAAAAUAGAGAUGGAGAGUCAUCUCUAGGUAAAAUGUGGCAAAAGGGGAUGUUCAGCAUAACACGUGUGACAUAUAGCCAUUUUAAGACUUCAUUUUCACAGCAUUUAAAGGCUUGAUGUCACCAGUCUUAUUUGCACAUAAUAAUACUUCUUUAGGGGUGAAACAGAUACAGGAGUCAUGGGGAUAGAAAAAGGAAAAACAAAUGUGAAUAGGAAUAGAAGGCCUUUCCUUUCUGCACAGGAAAAAGAGUGGGAGAAUGGAAAGACACGUUGUCCAGCAUGAAUGGGGAGGCUGAGCCUUAUCCUGAAUGAACUGGCUAUUACUUGCAUUGUGUUGGGAAAGACAGGGUGAAGUUUGCAUUUAGGCUUUUCAUCUAUAGUUUGGAAGCUGAUUUUACAUGUAUCAUUGUUUGUUUAGUUUCCAAGGAAGGAUGAGAAAACAAUAACUGCAAGUGUACCUUGUACAGCAACACUGAUUUCCACUCCUUAUGCCUCAAGUCUGUUGGAUCACUUUGCCAACCACAGUGCUAUAAGCCAACUCGUAAAUAUAUAAGCUUGUUCUUAAAAGCCCUUGCUUACUUGGAUAAAUCAUGCUCUGAAAAGGGUGUGGGACAUGGCGUUGGUUGGGUCAAAGCUCCUGCUGUUUCACUCACUUCCAGACUUCUCACUCAUAGCUACACUGCCAUUUCCUAGGGUUCAGAAAUCACUAACUCAGUCACAACAGGUUUCCCCCUUUAAAUAUUAGUAUUUGUUUUAAUACCACGAGAUUUAAAAAUGGAGAUAUUUUGAGGCCUGUGUAGGAAUUGAAUAGCAGCUGUAUGAAAGCUGCAUACUCUGAGUUACAUGAUUGAGUCAGGUAAAAGAUAAUGCAACCUUUAAGGGAAUCAUUUGAAAGGAGAGGUUCUUACUGGAUGAUUACAGGGAGACUAGGAUCUCCCUGUAACACCUCUUAGCUUCUAUUAGUCUAUUACUGCAGAGCAAGUAAUAAUCUGCUUCUCCAUUCCACUUUAUUUCCUUCUCUUUUGCUGUUCUGCAUUUCUCUCCUCACUUCUCAUUUCCUUGCCUGUUAUUUUCUCUGAAAAAGAGUAAUGUAAUGAAUGGUCUUGGUUUAACUUGGAAAUGAGGACUGCCUUUUGCCUGUACUUUGGAAUGCCACCUUCUUGGACUUGGUUUGUUUUGAGUUCAGUUGUACUGUUUCUGACCUUUUACAAUUUGUCUUUCAAACUAAUGCUGUGAACCAUGAGGAAAUAAAACUGAGAAUACAUGGAAAAGUUUUUA